Messenger RNA from Phyllostomus discolor (pale spear-nosed bat), 2122 nucleotides. Its product is annotated as translation initiation factor IF-2-like. NCBI's taxonomy places the organism in Eukaryota, Metazoa, Chordata, Mammalia, Chiroptera, Phyllostomidae. The record is from RefSeq and is a predicted model, not a curated record. Bases 1 to 1434 code for a protein of 477 amino acids. The transcript is spliced from 3 exons.
AUGCCCCACAACCAACAGAAACACAAGUUGAGCCCUGAAGUGACAGACCGGAUGGAACCCGCAGGCAAGGACUUCCAGAUGACCGUCGCGGCAGUGCCCGAGGGCUCUGAGAAACACCAACCACCGAGAGCAAGCGGCCCUUCCCGGGCUGGGCCAAGGCCCGGCCCGCGACCGCGGCUCCGCGAAGGGCCACCGCGGCUCUCGCACGCCCGCCCGCCCCCGGGCCCGCUCGCGUCCCCCGGCGCCCCAGUCCUCCCGCCGGCGCACAGCAGCACUGACAGUUACGGCGGCGGCAGCCGCGGCCACCAGGGCCUGCUGCUGGCACCGGCCCCUCCACCCCACGCGCCCCCCAACACGCGCCCCGGGGCUGGGGGCGUCCCUGCCCUCGCUGGAGCCGGCCCCCGCGGGCCGCUUAGGCGACAGCGGGGCCCCAAGGAGCUGCCACCUGGCGUCCCCAGCCCAGGGCCCGGCUUCGGCCACACCGACCUGUCGUCGCCCCCGCGCCUGGGCUGCGGCCCUCGCAGCAGCGGCUGCCUCACUGGUCGUCGUCGCCCUCGCCCGCCGCCUCCGCCCGCCACCGCCUCGUUCCCUUUCGCUGCCGCCACCGCCGGCGCUCAUGCGGGACCCGCGCUUCUUUCUCCGGAGACCGAGGCCGGGAAAGGGGGCGCCGGGGCCGCAGAAUACCCCGAGCUCGUCGCCAGCCGCCGCUCCGACGCUGCCUGUCCACACCGGGGGGCUGCGGGGCCCGCCUGGCCGCGGCUGGGCUGCGAGCUGCUCCGAGCGCGGCCCCGAGGAGGAGCCGAGGGAGGCGCCGCCGCCCGCGGCCGUGAGCGCCGGGUCGGCAGAGGUGACGCACAAGCGGGGGCGGCGGAGUGCGCGAGGGAGAGGAGGGCGGUGUGUCGAGCUUCCGGCCAGGGGGGAUUCAGGUUCUGUCGUCUCCUGCAGUCACCCCGAGCCCAGUGCCACCAUCUUGGGGAAAACGCGGAUCUCGCGACCGCGGCGAAAGCCGGGAGGAUUGGAGGGGCGGGCCGAGUAUCCCGGCAGGCAGCGCGCGCCACGGGUCUGGCGGCGACUCCGGGGCGGGGACGGGGAGACGCAGGGCUCGGCUCCGCCCCACCCAUGCGCGGCUCCGCCCCCCUCCCGAUCGCCGUCGUCGCCUGCGCAGGGGGCGUUGGGAAGGGGAAGUGGCUCGCGGCUCUCGGAGUCCCACCAGGAUCGGUCGCCAUCUUGAUGCCGGGAGGAGGGGGCAGUACCUCCCGAGACCCGCUGCUGUCCGUCGCCCCACAGAAAGAAGGGAUCGCGCCCCGGAAACCCCGUGGAGCCCCUGGGAGUGUCGGAGAGCCCCCCGUUCUUCCCAACCGAGGACUGUGCCGAAAUGUGGUCGCUCCCCAUUUUGUUGGGGGGACGAAUUGGGUCCCCAUUUGGAAACGAUGAGCAGCUAUAUUUCAUGGGAAAGAUCAGUUAAAAUCACCAUCUUUUAAGGACAUAUCUUUAUGUGUUAUCAAAAUAGGCAAAUGGGAAUGAAAGUCUUUAAAGACUUUGAGUAAUUAAAUCAACGUGGUACUACAGUGUCUAGCGUGUAAGAACACACUUCAGCUAUUCUACUUCCUCUUAAGCAGCAACUGAAUAAAUGAAAUGUAAUUUUAUAAUGACCUGGUAUAUCAAAACGUGGCAGAAAUCGCUGAGUCCCCCACCCCCCCAAAAAAAACUGCAUAAAAAUAAGUAAACUCUGCUCUCAGUUAAAAGUCAGAAGGACUAUGGAGUUCUUUACCAGGACCAAGGGAGAAUCUGGAGAAGGUAUCCACAGCCCUCAAGUUCAUGAAUAUUAAACAGGUGUUCUUGAGUGACACUGGAGGCAGACGCUGCGAGGACCCACUGUGCUCUUCGCCUUAUCCAUAUUCAAAUUCCGAAGUGUUUGCUGGUAAAAAAAAAAAAAAAAAAAAAAAACCCAGCACGAAUAUUGUCAGCAAUUCUCACAAUGCUCAUAGUGUUCCAUCUCCAUGUUUUGUGAAUAAAAUUUUCUCCCCAGUGAGGCCCCUAUUUUUCUUCAGUGUGUUUUUUCCAGAAAAACACCUGAGUUCCUACUGACCAGUGAAAUUUUUAGACUUCGAGUCAGAAUGAA